Molecule: messenger RNA, 3762 nt
Organism: Malaclemys terrapin pileata
Lineage: Eukaryota; Metazoa; Chordata; Testudines; Emydidae
Exons: 3
Biological process (GO): DNA integration
Molecular function (GO): nucleic acid binding
Source: RefSeq, a predicted model, not a curated record
AUGACCGAGAGUCAGGAGCAACAACAGGCGGCCCCGGUGCGAUACCAGCAGGAGUACCAGGCCGCCCACCUGCAGCAGCAGCAGCAACUCAUAGAGCAGCUGGGGGCCCAACAACGGCAGCUGAUCGCGGACCUGGUUACCCAACAGCAGGAUUUCCAGCAGAAGUGUAUCCAGCAGCUUGCCGCGGCCCUAGUCCGCCCGGGGGAACCCCUGUCCGGGGUCGCCCCAGGGGCCCCGCGACCCAGCCCCCCAGUACGGUUGACGAAGAUGGGACCCGAGGAUGACCCCGAGGCUUUCCUCGUGACCUUUGAGAGGGUGGCUAUUGUGGCCGGCUGGGUCCCGGAGCAGUGGGCCACCAUCCUGGCCCCCUACCUAACGGGGACUGCCCAGACGGUCUACCGAGGCCUGUCGGUAGAGGCGGCCAGGGACUACAACCUAGUGAAGGCCGCUAUUCUGGACGCCCUGGACGUAAGCCCCGAGACCUACCGACGACGGUUCAGGGGCCUGGCCUACUCCCCGGGGGCCCGCCCGCGGAUGGUGGCUCAGGAGCUACGAGAGACCUGUCGAAAGUGGCUACAACCUGAGCGCCGGACAGCGGAGGAACUGAUGGAGCAGGUGGUUCUGGAGCAAUUUACGCAGGCCCUCGGCCCACCAGCGGACGACCACCUGGCGAAGAUUCCCCUGCAGUGUAUACACGGGGAUGUGCGACGCUACCCCAGCACGCGGGCCCAACUAACCAUCGAUGGGGUCACCCGGCAGAUGACGGUGGGGCUGGCGCCCCGGUUGGCAUACCCGGUGAUCCUGGGGCGGGACUGGCCCACCUUUAACGCCGUUUUACGCCGCCGGCUCGAGGGUAACCCGCAGGCCACGCCAGCGUUGGGAGGGGAGUCCCCGGGGACUGAGGACGACGAGAUAGACAACCCCGUCCCCGCCAAUCCCCCGGGGGGGCGAGAAGACCCUCCUCGGGGGGGGGACUCCUCGGCGCCCACAGAUUUCUGCCGGGACCAACGGGCCGACCCCACCCUCAGACGGGCCUACGAACAGCUGGCCUCCGUAGACGGGACUAUUCUUGACCCCCAGCGUGCGGCGCAGUGGCCGCAUUUUGAGUUACGACAAGAACGCCUGUACCGCGUGGAGAAGGACCCCCGUACGGGGGACAUCCGGACACAGCUUCUCGUGCCGCGGUGUCACCGCCGGGCGGUCAUGAAACUGGCCCACGACGUCCCGGCGGCGGGGCACCUCGGGCAUGACAAAACGCUGGCCAGGAUUUUGGGGCGUUUCUUCUGGCCCGGGGUAUAUCAAGACGUAAAGGACUAUUGCAAGUCAUGUCCAGAGUGCCAGUUGGCCGCCCCUGCCCAGACCCCUAAGGCACCCUUGGUGCCGAUGCCUCUUAUGGAAACCCCCUUCGAACGCGUGGCCAUGGACCUGGUGGGGCCCCUCCCGAAGAGCAGCGCAGGGUUCCAAUACAUCUUAGUAAUGAUGGACUAUGCCACCAGGUUCCCUGAAGCCGUUCCUCUCCGGAACAUCUCGGCCCGCACCAUUGCUAUGGAACUGGUCAAGAUCUUCGCCCGCGUCGGACUGCCCCGGGAGCUACUCACGGAUCAAGGGACCAAUUUUACAUCCCGGCUGCUCAAGCAAGUCUGUGAGAUCCUAGGGGUCAAGCAACUCCGCACCUCCAUCUAUCACCCCCAGACCGAUGGACUAGUGGAAAGGUUCAACCGGACGCUGAAAGGGAUGCUGCGUCGGUUUCCCCCGGAAGACCUUCGCCAGGAGACCUGGGAACAGGCUCCUUCCCCGGCCCAGGGUCUCCUGCAGUAUGUGCCGCAACUACAGGAGCGUCUAAGGCAGGCGGGGGAUCUGGCACGGGAAAAUUUAAAAGCCGCCCAGGACACACAAGCCCAGACGUAUAAUCGAGGGGCACAGACUCGGGACUUCCAACCGGGUGACCGGGUAUUACUCCUCCUCCCGUCCAGUGAGUCGAAGAUCCUGGCCCGGUGGCAGGGGCCCUAUGAGGUAGUCAGGAAAGUGGGCCCGGUCACGUAUGAAAUAAAUCAGCCGGACCGGAGGAAGAAGAACCAACGCUACCACGUCAACCUCCUGAAGCCCUGGAAAGAGCGAGAAGGGCUGUUGAUCAACCCCUACCCGCCCGAACCGGAACUGGGACCCCAGGUUCCCCUUUCCGGGGACACCGAGGAACCCCAGCUCGGGGAGAACUUAACCGAGGAACAGCUCCGCCAGACUCGGUGCCUCCUCCAAGCCUUCUCCCACACUUUCACGGACCAGCCGGGACACACCUCCCUCGUACACCAUCGGAUCCAAACAGAACCCGGGGUGGUGAUACGGGGGACGACCCGGCCCCUGCCCUACCAUAGGAGACAGGUCGUGGAGAAGGAGGUGCGGGCGAUGUUGGAUCUAGGGGUGAUAGAGCCAUCCCAGAGCGAGUGGCGUAGCCCCGUGGUGUUGGUGCCUAAACCCGACGGGUCACAGCGGUUCUGCAUUGACUUCCGCCGCGUCAACGCCAUCUCCAAAUUUGAUGCCUAUCCCAUGCCUCGGAUAGAUGAGCUGUUGGCCCGCCUGGGAGGGGCCCGCUACAUCACCACCCUGGACCUGAGUAAGGGCUACUGGCAGAUCCCCCUAGAGCCCGCCUCCCGUGAGAAGACUGCCUUUGCCACCCCCACAGGUCUCUAUCAGUUCACCAGGAUGCCCUUCGGCCUCCACGGGGCCCCGGCCACCUUUCAGCGCCUGAUGGACCGCCUCCUCCAGCCCCAUCAAGAAUACGCGGCCGCGUAUUUAGACGACGUUGUCAUCUAUAGUCCGCAAUGGGAGACCCACCUGGAGAGAGUCGCAGCCGUCCUGAGAUCCCUGCGGGAGGCCGGCUUAACCGCCAAUCCAAAAAAAUGCCGCAUCGGCUGGCAAGAGACUAAGUACCUGGGGUAUGCUAUCGGGCAUGGGCAGGUAAAACCCCUGAUCGGGAAGGUCCAGGCAAUUGCAAACUGCCCCCCGCCAACCACAAAGCGCCAGGUGCGGCAAUUCCUAGGCUUGGCCGGAUAUUAUCGGCGGUUCAUCCCCCAGUUCGCGGCAAUCGCAGCCCCCUUAACGGGGCUCCUAACAAAGGACAGCCCACGGCAGGUGAUCUGGACUACCGAGUGCGACAGGGCCUUUCGGACUCUUAAGAAGUGCCUCUGCAGCGAGCCGGUCUUGUAUAGCCCCGAUUUUAACCUGCCAUUUGUCUUGCAGACAGACGCCUCGGAAGUGGGACUCGGGGCGGUCUUAUCCCAAGACGUAGGGGGCGAGGAACAUCCCGUCCUAUACAUUAGCCGGAAACUGUUCCCACGCGAAAAGAACUAUGCGGUGGUCGAGAAAGAGGCCCUAGCCGUGAAGUGGGCUUGUGAAGCUCUCCGCUAUUACAUCCUGGGAGUCCCCUUCACCCUAGUCACCGACCACUCCGCCCUUCAGUGGUUAGGCCGCAUGAAGGACCACAACAUGCGGCUGCAACGAUGGUACCUGGCGCUCCAGCCGUUUGCUUUCACGGUCCGCCAUCGGGCUGGUAAGGAGCACGCAAACGCGGAUUUCCUUUCCCGGUUGGGGGGUGUGGAAUGGGCUGGCCCCGCUGCACGGGAACCAGCCUUGGGGGGGGGGUCGUGUAGUGAGGCGGCCUGGGCCCCGACGGCCCCUGAGGGAGAGGAGCCUGAAUUGGCACCCAAGUGGGCGGAGCCACCGCCACCUGUUCCCGCCCCCCGGAAGUCAAGGGGCGGGACAGGA